UCUCUCUUGUAUGAUUGCCCGCUCCGCUUCUUGCCUUCGCCUCCCAGCUGCAAACCCCACGCGCGUUCUCCCCCAGGCACCAAGAAGAGAACCCCAUCUCCGGAGGGAGGCAGAGCCUAAACCCCAGCCAGAUCCCGCACCGCCAUCCGCGCGCGAGGCGGCGCGACCCCCACCGCGGCCGGACGGCGAGAUCUUCAUCGGCUACCGGCCGGGGAAAGAUUUCUUGCUUCGUUAGCAAGAUCUCAUGGCCGGUGGUUUGGAUUGGAACGUUGCCGCGGUAAUAACCAUUGUUGGCUGGCUGGUGUCGCCCAUCAUCGGCUUUCUCCUGCCCAAGAUCCUCUCCAGGAUUGGGUUUGAGGUGGGCUUGGAGCAGAAGAUCCAGCAUGACCUAGAGUACCGCAUCAUCCCGGAUCUGGAGAAGACGCUGCACGCUGUAGAUACGGAGAGGCUGAUGAAGAGACGGGAAAAAGCGAUGUCCGUUGUGGACAAGCUGGACAAGAUGGCCGCUGGGCUGAGGGAAGCUCGAGAUGAUGCGGAUGACAUCCUCGAUGAUGCUCCGCACAAGAUCGUCGUGGGCGACAUCCUCUACUGGCGGUGCCUGGGGAUUGCACGCAUUAUCCAGAAAGGAUCGGCUCGCCUGCAGAGCCUUUUGUGCCGGUUCCUAGGCAGGCCUGAUCUGGAGACGCUGAAGGCCGACCUGAAGAAGAUUUCAUCGGAGCUGCACGCGCUGCUGACCGACGACGACGAGGCUUUCUACCGACUGAGCCAGGUAGACAGGAUGAGGAUGAUACCAAAGACCUUGCGGGGCAACAUGAUGAAAAUGAUACCGCAGCUCGUGAGGCUGCGGCCAGAAGAGACCGCAGCUAUGGAAUGUGGUUUUCUUAACAUGAUGAAUGCAUGGCUGGUUCCAGCCCAGGAGGAAGAGGACGGCAUCGAUGUUGCUCAGGAGGAAGGGGAAGGCAUCGAUGAUGCUCAGCCGGAGGAGGAAGGCAUCGAGGAGGAAGACAUCGAUGAUGCUCAAUUGGAAGAGGAAGACAUCGAUGGUGCUCAGUUGGAAGAGGAAGACAUCUAUGAUGCUCAAGAGGAAGGGGAAGGCAUCGAUGAUGCUCAGUUGGAAGAGGAAGACACCUGUGAUGCUCAGAAGGAAGGGGAAGACAUCGAUGAUGCUCAGUUGGAAGAGGAAGACAUCUAUGAUGCUCAGAAGGAAGGGGAAGGCAUCCAUGAUGCUCAGGAGGAAGGGGAAGGCAUCGAUGAUGCUCAGGAUGAAGGCGAAGAGAUCGAUGAUGCUCAUGUGGAGGAGGAAGAGAUCGAUGAUGCUCAUGUGGAGGAGGAAGAGGUCGAUCAUGCCCAUGUGGAUGAGGAAGACAUCCAUGAUGCUCAGCCGGAGGAAUGGGAAGGCAUCGAUGAUGCUCAGCCGGAGGAAGGGGAAGGCAUCGAUGAUGCUCAGGAGGAAGGGGAAGGCAUCGAUGGUGCUCGGGCGGAAGACAAUGUUGAUGAUUACACCAAUUGUUUUGAUAAGAUGGUCGAAUUGCUGAGGCGAGCUGAGGAGGAAGACAUCCACGAUGCUCAGCACGACAUCGGGUCCCACGCCAGCAGCUGGCCGCAUCAUCUGUACGGUGCCGUGGAGGCCUGCAUAGCUCGCCGCAAAAGGAGCUGCAUAGGGAUUGCCCGGAGCAGGUCGUCGUCUCGGCUACUGCAGUGGGCACAGAAUUUUUCUCGAUGGUUCCUACGCAGGUCAGAGUACGGUGCACUACCGACAACGACUAUGGAUACUGCAGCACCCUCGGAUUCCUUGGGCAUAUUCAAGACUUGUUGUAUACCACUGUUCCACUUGUUAGUUCAUGUGUAUGAGGUUGCCUGCACUCAUCGAGAUCGGUCCUAUCGUCAGGUGUUUGGCAUCACAAGUAAUUACCAGGAGCAUGCCAACCUGUUAGAUUUUGUCCUUACUGCAAUCUCAAGGCGGAACUUGAGCAAAAGAAAACAGAGAGUAGAAAGAAGCAUCAGUGAAGUGAACGCGUCACCACUGUUAGUUGGGGCAAGCAAGAGCACACUGGAACAGAUUGCCAAUAAGAAUAGGAGUGGAAUUAGAACUGCUACCAAGCGCAAGGUAUUUGGUCUAGAGGACUUGCGUGAUGAUAUAAUAGGAAGGCUCCGUGAGACACCAAACUCGACUAGUACCAGUUCAUGUUACUCUGUGAUUGGCAUAUAUGGUGUUGCAGGGUCUGGGAAGACUACCCUUGCACGAUAUAUUCGAGAUUGCAUAAAGUGCACGGAACUUUUUGACACCAUCAUGUGCCUUCACGUGUCCGAAGCUUUCAGCGUGGAUGCUAUAUUUAAUGAAAUGCUGAAGGAUAUUACCAAAAAUCGGCACUCCUAUAUUUCAGAUCGUGAGGAGCUGGAAGAGAAGCUGAAGAAAUCAUUGCGUGGCAAACGUUUCUUCUUGAUAUUGGAUGAUCUCUGGGUGAAGAACAAGAAUGACCCACAGCUGGUAGAAGUAAUCUCUCCGCUCAGUGUUGGGAUGAAAGGAAGCAAAAUCCUGGUGACGGCUCGAACAAAAGAUGCAGCCAGAGCUCUGUGUGCUGAUGAGCCUAUUAAAAUGCCUGAUUUGGAUGAGGAACAAUACUUUGAGAUGUUUAUGCAUUAUGCAUUGGGUGGAAAAAGUGUUGAUGUUAAAAAAUUUGAACCAGUUGGAAGAGAGAUUGCAAAUAAGCUCCGCCGAUCACCUAUCGCAGCAGCAAUAGUGGCGGGACAGCUUGGGACAAACCCAAGUAUUUUGUUUUGGGAAAAUACUUUAGAGCUUGACAUGUUGAAUGAUACCAUGGAUGCACUUUGGUGGAGCUAUCAGCAGCUUAACCAGGACAUCAGGCGAUGCUUAGAGUACUGCAAUAUUUUCCCCAACAGAUUUAAAAUGGAAAAAAACAUCUUAGUUCACCUCUGGAUAGCGGAAGGGUUGGUGACCGGUUCUGCAAGAGAGGACAUGGAACGUGUAGCUGAGGACUACAUUCAAGGGUUAGUGUCACAUUCCUUUCUGGAAGCAGAAGGAACAGAUUUGUUUUCAGUUCAUGAUCUGUUGCGUGAUUUACUAGACAAGGUUGCUGGAUGUGAUUACUAUAAAAUAUUAAAUGCAAGGAGCCAGAGCGGAGAAAGCUGCAAUGGAGUUGUCAAUCCAGAUGUUCGUCAUCUUUUUGUUCAGAGUUAUGAUGCAGAAUUGAUUACCAAGAAGAUCCUUGGGUUGGAGAAUUUACGCACUCUCAUUAUUGAUUUUGCUGGAAGUGAUGUCGAGGAAAAACUCAUUGAGAGUUUAUGCAAGAGGCUGUCAAAAUUAAGGGUGCUGGCCAUUGCCUUGAGUAAUCGAGACCAUGGUGUAAUCAACUACACCAAGAAGUUCUUGUUCCCAGAAUCUAUUAGACAGUUGAAGCACCUACGCUAUCUUGCCUUCAGAACACUGCACAUGGGGAUGGUCGUUUUACCGAGUGCACUAACUAAGCUAGACCAUAUCCAACUGCUAGAUUUUGGUGACAAUGUAAUUGAAUUUCCUUCUACUGGUGUUAUCAAGUUGCGGCACAUAAUCUGCAGGUAUGACGCGAAAGUUCCUAACAUAGGCAGGUUCAAAUCACUCCAAACAUUGCAAAACUUCCAAGUGAGGAAUGAAGAAGGUUAUGAGGUAAAGCAGCUGAUGGACCUAGACAAGCUUUGCGGUAGUUUGGCGAUCCAUGGCCUUGAAAAUGUAAAAAGCAAAAGGGAAGCUCUUGAAGCCAAUCUAGCUACCAAGAAAUGGCUCAAGGAACUGAAACUAUUUUGGACUGGUGGUUGUACGAGGCGCAGUCCAGAAGUUGAAGAAGAGGUACUUGAGGGCUUGUGCACUUCCGUUGAGCUUGAACGACUUGAGAUAUUUGGAUAUGAAGGCUCAAAGUACCCUGAUUGGAUGGUGGUGAGUAACCAGAGAGGUGACCAAAAGAAACUGCAACGACUAAUGUUCGUGGGAUGCAGCAAUCCAGUAUCAGCUGGUCCUCCUGCACUUGAGGCUUUCCCUCGUCUCCGUUCUUUAUUUAUCUUGCAUUGCAGCUGGGACUCCUUACCAGGCAAUUUGGAGCACCUCACAUCACUCAAGACACUGCUUAUCUUGAACUGCAAAAAUUUAUUGUCGCUCCCAACACUUCCUCAGCAUCUUGAGGAGAUUAUUAUUGAACUAUGCGAUGAGGGGUUCAUGGAGUCUUGUGUGACAGUGGGACAUCCAAACUGGCAAAAGAUUCAGCACAUCCCCAAUAUACACAUCCCCAAUUAAUGGGUUGGCAACCCAGCAACCUUAGAGGAAGACUCGGUGACCCUGAUGGGAUUAUAGUUCAAGAGCUUUAGGCCUCUCCAGAAAAUGAAGCUGCAGAGGGAAUGUGCAGGCAGCAUCCUACCAAGCAAAACUAAAGUCAGGAAAGGCUGCCGGAUGUGUGAGAUCUGUUGUUUCAGUGUGAUGUUCAUCUUGGUAUUUGUUUCUGGACUGUAAUUUUCAGAGCGGACCAGUCCUCCUAAUUUCCUCCCAAUUUCAGAUCGCAGCUGCAGUAGCGAUAUCCAGUGUUAGGAAUUUCAGUAAAACUAUUCACUAUGCUAUUAAGCGUGAGGGGAUUCACUGCUGCAGCUGGGACGCCUUAUCGCUUCAGAAUUCACAAGGACGUUUAUUAGUAUUGUCGUGAUGUGUGUCAAGUUUGUAGUGAUGGUCUUGGAUUGGAUAUGGUAGCUGCUAUUGCUAACUGUAUUUGUAUGUCAAAUAACUGUAUAAUGUAGUGUGCUGCAUCUCUAAUUUAUUACUACGACCUUGUUCCUUGUU
Triticum aestivum (bread wheat) is the source of this 4819-nucleotide messenger RNA. RefSeq names its product disease resistance protein RGA2. The record is from RefSeq and is a predicted model, not a curated record. Gene Ontology annotation, molecular function: ADP binding. The coding region runs from base 245 to 4285 and encodes 1346 amino acids. The transcript has 4 exons. Gene Ontology annotation, biological process: defense response to other organism. NCBI's taxonomy places the organism in Eukaryota, Viridiplantae, Streptophyta, Magnoliopsida, Poales, Poaceae.